Molecule: messenger RNA, 1656 nt
Organism: Strongylocentrotus purpuratus (purple sea urchin)
Lineage: Eukaryota; Metazoa; Echinodermata; Echinoidea; Camarodonta; Strongylocentrotidae
Exons: 3
Coding region: 1-1656 (551 amino acids)
Molecular function (GO): catalytic activity
Source: RefSeq, a predicted model, not a curated record
AUGAUUCAUAAGACCCUAGAGCAGCCGCACGGCCAACGCAAGACCACACGGUACGCCCGACGUAUGGUCGCCGUGGAACCGCUCUACAACAUGGCUACGGCGUGUCUAACCGCUACGGCGAACCUAGAAAUGAAAACAAAUUAUACCUAUGAUAGUCAGACUCUUCAUGCCCUUAAUAUUUGGGAUGGUCGCUCCUCUGGAAAAUGGCGAGAGGAGAAUCACUUUGUUUGGGAUCGGCUGGUGUCUCUCGGGAUCAGUAGAUCGUGUCGAAGGCGGAGGACACAUCGGGGUAAGAGGGGUGGGCGUGAUCGCUUUAAGGACCAUCUUAAAUUUGGUACUCUCAACUCCCGCUCUCUGCGCAAUAAAUCAACCAUUUUUCAAGACUUUGUCGUUGACCACAAAUUAGAUUUUGUCUGUAUUUGUGAAACAUGGCUAUCAUCCGAUGAUGAUGCAGUCGUGGCUGACCUUUGCCCAGGCUCUUACAUUUUCAAACACUGUCCACGAGUCUCUGGGCGGGGUGGUGGGGUGGCUUUUCUUUAUAAAGACAGCCUCCAGGUUAUUAUGUCAUCAGAAAACUACGACAGUUUUGAAUGUAUGUCUGCAACUAUCUCCAGUGACUCAAGCUGUAUGGACAUCUCGGUAAUCUACAGGCCGCCUGGUGGACAUAGCUUCUCCAAAUUUCUGGAAGAAUUCUCUGACUUUCUUGAUGGUAGAAUGUACAGAACUCCACCUUUCGUCAUCACCGGCGACUUGAACAUUCACAUGGACAAUAACUCUGCACCGAACACACAAAAGUUUAAUGAUCUUCUCACUAGUCACGGCAUCUCCCAGCUAGUCAAAUCUCCUACCCAUGACAAGGGUCACAUCUUGGAUGUUGUCAUGGUGCGGAACGCUGAUGAUCAAAUCCUGUGUUCGAAACCUCAAGUCAUACCUGGCAUCUCCGACCAUUCUGCUAUCUUAUGGAAGCUAAACUUCGCUAAGCCUAGUCGGACCCACUUUACAUAUGUCAGUCGUAACAUCAGAGAUAUUGACAGAGAGACCUUCGCGAAUAGCAUUGCUGACUGCAACAUCACUGCUCCUGCUACAUGUAGUGUUGAAGAAGCUGUUCAUCACUACAAGUUAGAACUCGGGAGGGUUCUAGAUGCUCAUGCUCCUCAGAGAUCACGGAAAGUGAGGAAUCAUGCAGACUGUCCGUGGUAUACCAAUGACAUUCGUUCUCAGAAGAGGAUACGUAGACAACUGGAGAGGAAAUGGAGGGCCAAUGGCCGACUUCAGACCGACAAAGAACUGUACUGUGCCCAGCGUGACCUCGUAAAUUCACUUGUGAAAAGGGCGAAGCGCUCAUACUUUGUAGAUCUUAUUGAAGACUGUCGGAAUGAUUCCAGAAAGCUCUUCUCAGUAGCAAACCGACUUCUGAAUCGUCGACAGUUAUCACUACUUCCAGCCCACACGGACAGCCAGCAAAUGGCCUCUACAUUCACCCACUUCUUCCAGACGAAAGUCAAGACCAUCUGCGACAGUUUAUCACCUGACGAAACACCACACGAUCCCCUUACUUCCUCUUCCUUUGAAAUCAAGCCGCUGCAGAACGAGCCGUUCAUCGCCUUGAAUCUUGCAUGGCUGAUGCUCAUGAUUGGAUGCUCGCACGUUCCUUGA